This is a messenger RNA of Adineta steineri, 1071 nucleotides long. The record is from the annotation of a GenBank genome assembly. NCBI's taxonomy places the organism in Eukaryota, Metazoa, Rotifera, Eurotatoria, Adinetida, Adinetidae.
AUGAGUACUACAACACCGACAACAACAAACUCUCUAGAAACUAUUGAAUGGGAAUGGGAAUGGCAAUCGAAUCCUAAUCCAUGGUCAAAAACUGAGCCACCAAUAUGGAGUCGUUAUUCAGAUGUUGAAAAUCUAAUUAUCGAACGAGCCUUCUCAAAUAAACAACCGCGAGCUAUCUUGGAUGCUUAUUACAUUGAUUUUAAAGACAAUCUACAAAUAUCAAACAAUGAUAAUAACAAACAGAGACUUGUAAAAAGAAUAAUACGCAAUACAGAAGAGAAAUAUUUAAGAGUAGAACGUUUCAUGAAUCUUCCAGUUGCAUCGGAUCGUUCAUUUGGUGGUCAAUAUGGUUGGAUAUCACCAUUUGUUGUGGAAGUUAGAAGAUAUUUGCGUCUGAAACCUGAUGAACUUCCUUCCAAAAAACCUAGUUUGAUACCCAUGCUUGUUAAAAAAGCUGCUCAAGGUAUUAUUAAAGAAGGUAAACAUAUUGGAGAACAAAAAAAAGCUGAAGAACUGGCUAAUAUCCUUCGAGAAAAAAAGAAUAAAGGAAUUGAAGAAGUAUGGGAAUGCUGUGCUUACCUUUACUCGUUGGAAAGCUUCUUGUACAAAACUUUGAACGAAAUUAUGAGAUCAGUUGGAACCAUAGAAGAAUUUACUUGGCGAAAUAAAGUUCCAACGCUAGGUCCAUUUUGUUUAUUGCUUUGGGAUGAUCCAUACAAUAAAGAAGUGAAAACGAACAUUGAACUUUACCGAGGGACCAAACUCAAGCCCAAACAGAUCGAUGUUUAUAAAAAAAUGGCGGAGAAUGGAAAAAUAUAUGGCUCUUUUCAAGGAUUUUCAUCGUGCAGUCGCAAUCGUAAAAAAGCAGAAGAAUUUGGGAAUGCGUUGUUCAUUAUGAAAGUCCUGUUUGCAUUUACUGCUGAUAUUAGUAAAUUCUCGAAAUAUCCUCAUGAAGAAGAAGAACUUGUUACACCAGGUGUAUGUUUUCGUGUUCUGUGUGUCGAAGAGGAACCUGAGACAAGCAAACAUUUAAUCUACUUGGAAUUAACACAACGUUUUUCUGGUAAGUGA